AUCAGUGUUCCUAGGUAAAAAUGGACGACGACGCACUUCAUUAAAGAAAAUAAAAAGAUAGACAUUCUAAUUUUUGAUGUUAUACAAUAUUACCCAAUCACAAUGGCAGAGAAAUCUGAACAUGAAACUCCAAAAGUUUCCAAAUUCAGAUGGAGAAAAGCAGAGAAAACAGAUACUACAGCGAAGUCAGAAAAAACAGAAACAUUAGAGAAGCCAGUAAAAGCAGAAACAGCAGAGAAGUCAGGAGAGAAGUCAGACCCUGAGACUCCAAAAGUUGCAUCAAAGUGGAGAAAAGCUAUUGUCGGUGUUAGAGCGAUUACAUCGAUGAAGGCAAAAGGCCCACCAAAGGAUCCGUUUUUGGACCGUUUCACCGUCACAGGACGUUCAUAUUCAGCAGAGAACGAGGCUCCUGUGUAUCACUUCAAAGAUCUCUUUACUACAAAGUUCUGGAAGACCAUUCAUUUUGACCCGUCCACCACAGGCUACUUCUACUGGUCCAUGGUGAUAAUGUUUGCCGUCUUAUACAACCUAAUGAUCAUAAUACUACGAUGUGUGUUCAUUCAGCCCAAUGAGCAGUACUUAGUGAUGUUCAUAACAUUGGACUACAUCUGUGACACUCUUUACCUGAUUGAUAUGUUCUGCAAGUCGAGACUUGGUUUUCUAGAAUCAGGUCUGCUUGUAAGAGAUGUGCCCAGGCUAACAAAAAUGUACUUGAAGUCAAAGUAUUUAGUGUUAGAUAUCAUCACUCUCCUACCCUUUGAUAUUUUGUACAUUGUUCCAGCACUUAAAUUUGGAACGUAUGUACGAUUUAACCGACUGGUGCGAAUCUGGCGCCUGAAAGAGUUUUUCCAUAUGGCCGAGACUCACACAAACUUUCCCAAUAUUAUUCGCAUCGCAAACCUGAUCUUGUAUAUCAUAAUAAUCAUUCACUGGUUCGGAUGCUUCUACUUCCAAAUAAGCUACACCAUAGGCUUUGGUACCGAUGAUUGGGUGUACCCAUCUCUCGCUAAUCCGGGCUAUGAAAAGUUUUGGCAGCAGUAUUCCAUGAGCUUUUAUUGGUCUACAUUGACACUGACAACUAUUGGCGAUACUGUUUUACCCCAUACCGUAGAAGAGAUUUGGUUUUGUACUGGGUGCUCCCUCAUGGGUGUGCUGAUAUUUGCUACUAUUUUCGGUAAUGUCGGCGCCAUGAUCAAUCACAUGGAUGCCUUAAGGACUGAGUUCCAGAACAAGGUUGACAAUGUUAAGACUUACAUGGACCUAAGAGGUAUAGGACCAGAGUUGCAGGAGCGUGUAAUCAAGUGGUUUGAUUACACUUGGAACAAUAAGCAAUCGGUAGACGACAAAGAGUCCCUCAUGUUUCUGCCCGAAAAGUUACGUGCUGAGAUCUCAAUUCAUGUCCAUAUGCAUACAUUGAGAAGAGUGGCAAUAUUUCAGGAUUGUGAGCCCGGACUUUUGGUUGAGCUGGUGUUGAAAUUGAAGCUACAAGUUUACAGUCCAGGUGAUUUCAUUUGCAAAAAAGGUGACAUAGGAAAGGAAAUGUACAUUGUCAAACGUGGAAAACUGCAAGUGGUUUCGGACGACGGAACAAAAGUGUUCGUCACCAUGUCAGAUGGAGCAGUAUUUGGGGAGAUUAGUGUUUUAAACAUAGCUGGCAACAAGACUGCAAACCGCAGAACAGCAAACGUGAAAACUGUGGGCUACUCUGAUCUCUUCUGCCUCACAAAGAAUGAUCUGUGGGCAGCUCUGGAGGAAUAUCCUGAAGCGAAGAAGAUGCUCAUAGCAAAGGGGAAGCAACUGCUGAGAAAGGACAAGCUUCUUGAUGAAGAGAUGGCAGCGAGGGAAGAAAAGAGGCAGACUGGUAUGAUCACUAAGGUUGACAUGCUGGUAGAAGCUGUAGAGGAGAUUAAGCAUAAUCUUGAGAAGUUGAACGAAAAGAUAGAUAAAUCGCCAGCUGGACUGAGACCUAUUAAUGUGUCUUUGUUGUCAGACAAUGCAAGGUCUUCUUUGACAUCCUUGCAUAACCUGGAUAAACACAAAAUGCCAUCAACAAUUCCAGAGGAAGAUGAAAAGAAACAAGAAAAGAAGGAAUCCGAAAAGAAGGAGCCUGAUGAAAAGGAACCAGUAAAGGAGACAGACAAAAAGGAACCAGAACAGAAAGAAGAAAUAGGUGAAGCAUCAAAAAAGAUAACUCUUGUUCAUGUUAAAUCAAAACAUGAGGAAAGUAAAGAGACAAAACCUGAAAAUGCAACAAAUACAAAUGCAAAUGAUCAACAGACAAACAAAUGAUGAUAAUUUAUUGCACAACUUGUGAUGGUAUUGUAAAAGCAUGCUUGUGUUUUACAACCUUGGUGAUGGAGAAUUUCUUGUUUGCUACGGAGUGUUUCAAAUAGUGAACAUUUAUAAUUCAACAUUUUCAUGUGGUGAAGGUACUGAAAAUAUUGUUGAAAGUGAAUCAUGUGCGAAUUUUUGAACUGAUAAGAAAGUCAUGUCAAAUCAUAUAAGUUUAAUAAGGUUGCAAUAUAAUGAACAGAAUAAAGUUGUACCAACAUUAUCAAAUUAUUCACAUAUUAUAGACAUGUUUUUACUCAAAUUUGUCUCAUCUUACCUGUUGUAGGUUACCAAUUGUCUAUGUGUUAGAAAGAGUUUAAAUACUUAACCUUUCUUGAUUAUUUGUUUAAAAAAAGAAUAACAUUUGUAUUUGUUACUGUUUGUAAUUUUAAAUGUGAUUGUAAAUACUUUUUAAGAUUGCCAACUUUUAAUUGUAAAAAUUAACAUAAUUCUGGGAAUAUUUAGUUAAAUAUGAUUGUAUUAAAUAAAUGAAAUAAUUUUUCAGUGAUUUGGCAUUUUAGCAUAAUGGUAUUUUAGUACAACUAUGAUACACUUAUUAUUAUGUUAUGUUCUAUAUGUUUUGAUGAUUUAAUGCGAGUCAAAUAAAUUGUGUUUGUUGUUUCGGA
Dreissena polymorpha is the source of this 2957-nucleotide messenger RNA. RefSeq names its product cyclic nucleotide-gated cation channel alpha-3-like. The transcript is spliced from 4 exons. Gene Ontology annotation, molecular function: cGMP binding; intracellularly cAMP-activated cation channel activity; intracellularly cGMP-activated cation channel activity. Gene Ontology annotation, biological process: monoatomic cation transmembrane transport. Gene Ontology annotation, cellular component: plasma membrane; intracellular cyclic nucleotide activated cation channel complex. Lineage: Eukaryota; Metazoa; Mollusca; Bivalvia; Myida; Dreissenidae. The coding region runs from base 103 to 2289 and encodes 728 amino acids. The record is from RefSeq and is a predicted model, not a curated record.